Molecule: messenger RNA, 216 nt
Organism: Penicillium verrucosum
Lineage: Eukaryota; Fungi; Ascomycota; Eurotiomycetes; Eurotiales; Aspergillaceae
Exons: 2
Coding region: 1-216 (71 amino acids)
Source: RefSeq, a predicted model, not a curated record
AUGCCAGAGAAGCAUCCGGAGGAUGUAACAUUUGACCAUCUCGUCCUAACUGAUGAUAUCAAUCCUGAGGUCUUACAGAUUAACAUCAUUGAAAUUGAGGACGACAAUGGUGUUUAUGCAAAUACAUGGCUUUCAUUUACAGUAGAUCCGGCUGAGUUUAUUGGGAAGAAGGUGCUAGCAGUGCCGAGAUGUUGCCAGAAGAGGAAGGGAACAUAG